AUGAACGCGGAAAUAUUUGCGAUCAAUGAUGUCAGACCACUUCUUGCGCGCAAAGUUCCCCUACCUCGUCUAUCUAAAUAUCAAACGAGGUACAUAUGCGAAGGGAUCGGCACGUUUAUUUUCCUGCUGACUAUCGUUUUGGCGGAGAUGAACUGUGGCGUUUCUGCCAUUGACAAUGUCCAUCACACCCGAAACUUGGCUCCAAUUGCCGAAGGUUUGGUUUUAAGUGCGCUUAUAUUUACCUUUGGUCAUAUAUCGGGUGGACACUUCAAUCCUGCAGUGUCGUUUUCUGCUUUAAUAUUGGGUGAAAUGCGUAUCGAGGAGACCGUCGCGUUCUGGAGUGCCCAGGUUAUUGGGGCUAUUCUGGGUGCCAGUUGUGGUGUGAUUAUCUCCGGUAAAACACAUCCUUUACCUGCUCCACAGAUUUAUCGUAGCACGCCCGAGUAUGUGUUGAUGGCUCUUAUUUUGGAAAGUAUUUUUACUUGCUUUCUAGUUACAGUCGUGCUGCAUAUUGCGCAUUCACAAGGUAACAGUGAUUAUUAUUACGGUUUGACCGUUGGGAUGUGCUUGAUGGCGCUGCAUUAUGCCGUAGGUGGGGUAUCAAAAGGUGCCUUUAACCCCGCGGUCGCGACGGCACUCCAAUUUAUCAAGUUCAUCGCGGCUGGCUAUGCCGCACCGCUGAUGUUUCUGUGGAUCUACUGGACGGGACCGGUGCUAGGCGCCGUAGGAGCGACGAUUUUGUUUAAGAUGACUCACCCAAUUCCCAAGAAAAGUGAGGAAGCCAUGCAGGAAGAGAAAACUGCCAGAAACUUGUACAAUUGAGCGAUGUAUCUCUGCUUCAUCGUCAAGGAAAAGCGGAAUAGAUCUGUUACUUUUGUUGGGGUUGUUUUUUUCGCAUUU
Phytomonas sp. EM1 is the source of this 900-nucleotide messenger RNA. The record is from the annotation of a GenBank genome assembly. Lineage: Eukaryota; Euglenozoa; Kinetoplastea; Trypanosomatida; Trypanosomatidae.